Messenger RNA from Larimichthys crocea (large yellow croaker), 605 nucleotides. RefSeq lists its product as uncharacterized. The record is from RefSeq and is a predicted model, not a curated record. The transcript is spliced from 2 exons. Lineage: Eukaryota; Metazoa; Chordata; Actinopteri; Sciaenidae. Bases 300 to 572 code for a protein of 90 amino acids.
GUGUGUGUGUGUGUUGCAUACCGAGUCAGUCGGUCACAAAGGAAGCAUUGAGUGCACGCGGUGUGUCGGUGCCUGCAUGUUGCUGAUCUUUGGACCUGGUCCGGCUCUGAUGGUGCUGAUAGAUCCGCUCACUGCUCCUCACACCAGCUAAAAGGAGGACCGGGCUCAGUGCGGCAUGGACCUGACCGAGCCGUGUGUCCACACACAGAGCAGAUCCUGACUGUGUGUGUGUGUGUGUGUGUGUGUGUGUUAGAGUGAGCUGCAGCACUGAUCCACUGAACACUCUAAACUCAGCAGACAUGUUCGGCCUCACUCCGUGUUGUUUCGUGGCCUGUCUGCUGGUUCUGGUUCCGAACUCUCAGAGUAAACGUGUGUUCGCUUCGGACGGGCUCGAGUUUCUGGAGAACAUUUUACAUUAUUACGGAGAGAACAGCUCCAUCUCCACCCAGGACCUGAACGACCUGCUGCUGCUCCUCUCAGCCAGAAGAUCCGAGCUGGUGUCUGUGGAUAACCCGCUGUCCGAGCAGGAGUGUCUCUCAGCAGAGCAGACUUGUCCCACUUUGGAUCAGUAAUGUCAGCCAGCUGACUGCGGGACAUCUGGAUGA